Podarcis lilfordi (Lilford's wall lizard) is the source of this 345-nucleotide messenger RNA. NCBI's taxonomy places the organism in Eukaryota, Metazoa, Chordata, Lepidosauria, Squamata, Lacertidae. The record is from the annotation of a GenBank genome assembly.
AUGUAUGAAAAUAUUUUGAUAAAAGGAGUCCAAGGGGAUUCUUGGAGUCCUUAUGCAAGCAAAUCUUGGAACUUCAGUAGGGCUUUUUUUGCCUGGCCAAAGCAUGAAUUGGGUUCUUGCAACUCCUCAUAUAUGAGUCAGAUUUUUCAAACGUUGCACAUAAUCCUUUGGUUUAGAUUUAAAUAUUUGUGUGAACGAGUAUUUCGUGAAAUACUGAAAGUGGGCACAAAUAGAUUUUCUGUGGUUAAAAAUGAAAGCUUGAAGCCACUAAAGUUCUGUGGGCUUUAUAAGAUGAGAACUCUGGGCUGUAUUUCCCAUUUCUCUGAAAAUGGGAGCUUCUGUUAA